Messenger RNA from Gastrolobium bilobum, 3819 nucleotides. Its product is annotated as pumilio homolog 2-like. The transcript has 9 exons. NCBI's taxonomy places the organism in Eukaryota, Viridiplantae, Streptophyta, Magnoliopsida, Fabales, Fabaceae. The record is from RefSeq and is a predicted model, not a curated record. Gene Ontology annotation, molecular function: mRNA binding. Gene Ontology annotation, cellular component: cytoplasm. The coding region runs from base 386 to 3499 and encodes 1037 amino acids. Gene Ontology annotation, biological process: post-transcriptional regulation of gene expression.
UUCUGUUUCUGAUUCUCUCCUAACAUGGACCAACACAUCGUCGAUCCUCCACGUUCUUCUUCUUCUUCACUCUGAACCCAACCCCGAUCCUCAUUUCAAUUCUGACCCAUCAAACCAAUCACCAUACCCACCAAUAAAAGCACAGCUUUUUCCGUCUUUAACGUUUGAUUCUGAGCUGAGCUCGUGUAAUUGAUUAGCCAUAACCAAAAAAAUAAAAAUGAAAAAUCGAACUUUAUUUUUUUGUAGCUCUUGAUUCAAACCUGUUUGUGCUCAAAGUUUCUGUCUUUGUUGAAGUGCCGCGUGUAUAUCAUUUUUUUGUUCGUGGUUUGUUUUUUGGGUCACUGGGUUCAGUCAAGUUUUUUUUGUUUUUGUUUUGCUGUAUCUAAUGGUAAGCGAUAGUUACCCGAAGAUGAUGUCAGAUGUGGCGAUUCGAUCGAUGUUGAAGAAGCCUGAUUACAACGAGGAUUUGGGGGUUCUGAGGCGGCAGCAAGAGGCGAGUGAGAGGGAGAGAGAACUCGCGAGGUUGCGAAGUGGGUCGGCGCCUCCCACCGUUGAUGGGUCAUUGGCGGCGGUUGGAACUUUGUUCGAUGGCGGCGCUCCGGUUGCCGGUUUUGGUUACGGGAGAGGUUUUGGGAGUGAGGAGGAGCUUCGAGCUGAUCCUGUUUACGCAAAUUAUUAUUAUUCCAAUGUAAAUCUAAACCCGCGGUUACCUCCUCCAAUGUUGUCUAAGGAGGACUGGCGUGUAGCGCAGCAACGGUUGAGAGGUGGUUCGAAUGUUGGUGGGAUUGGUGAUAGGAGGAGGAGGGUGAGUGGUAGAGGGUGUGAUGAUGGUGUAGAUGGAGACAUGUCUAUGUUCUCAGUGCAGCCUUCUGGGUUUGAUGUUAAUGAUGAGAGUGUUAAUGUUGUUAAGCAGAGGAAGAAUGUGGAGUGGGGCGGCAAUGAUGGGUUGAUCGGUUUGCCGGCAUUAGGUAGCCUUGGAAGUAGGCAGAGGAGCAUUGCUGAACUAUUUCAGGAUGAGAUAAUUAGUGCUGCAUCUGCUUCUAAGCACCCUCAUCAUCUGCCUAGCUGUAAUGGAUUCAAUGACAUUGCUGAAAAAUCAGAAACCCAUUUUGCUUAUCUGCAUCAAGAGUUGGAUAAUAAGCAUGGCAUGUCUGCUGCCCAAAACCUUGUUGGUUCAGCGUCUCAAACUUAUGCUUCUGCUUUAGGAGCCUCCCUGUCAAGGAGCAGCACCCCUGAUUCUCAACUUCUACCUAGAGCUGCUAGUCCUUGCCUUCCUCCCAUUGGGGAUGGGAGGUCCAGCUCUGCGGAUAAGAGAAAUUCCAAUGGUCAAAACUCAUUUAAUGCUGUCUCAUCCAGUUUAAAUGAGCCCGCGGAUUUGGUAUCUGCUUUGGCUAGCAUGAAUAUGUCUACAAAUGAUACAAUAGACGAUGAGAAACAUCCCCAGUCACCAAGGCACAAUGAAUUAGAUUAUACUCACAAUGUGAAACAGAAAGCAUACUUAAAUAAGCAUGAUUCUUUUCCUUUUCAGCAUCAUUCUGCUACCCAACCCCAUUCGAAAAUGAGUCAAGGCAGCGGUUUUGGAUUGGAUGUAAACAACUCUUCAGUAUAUGCAAUCGAACAGCUAGAACCUCGUAAGGCUGGUGGAAUUUCUGUUAACUCACACUUAAGAGGACCUUCUACGCCAACUUUUACUAGCAGAGGUAGUUCACCUGCUCACUAUCAGAAUGUUGAUGAUAUGAACAUCUCGUACCCUAACUAUGGCAUGAAUGGGUAUGCUGUUAAUCCUUCAUCACCAUCCAUGAUGGCAAGACAGCUUGGGAGCGGCAAUUUGCCUCCUUUCUUUGAAAAUGCUGAUGCUGCAUCUGCACUGAGAAUGAGCGCCAUGGACUCUAGAGCCAUAGGAAGAGGUGCAGCUUUAGGACCUUUGUUGGCUGCAGAGUUACAGAAUGCAAGCAGGCUGGGAAAUCAUGCUGCAGGUAGCACUCAUUUGCUUCCCUUGAUGGACCCUUUGUAUAUUCAGUAUCUGAGAUCAGGGGAAGUUGCUGCUGCACAGAUUGCCGCCCUUAAUGAGUCGCCAAUAAAUCGGGAAUGCCCAAAUAAUUCAUUUACAGAAUUACUUGGCCUCCAAAAAGCUUAUGUAGAGUCUUUACUUGCCCCCCAAAAAUCACCCUUUGCUGUCCCCUACCUUGGUAAAUCAGCUAGCUUGAACCAUAAUUCUUAUGUAAAUCCAUCAUAUGGUCUGGGCAUGUCAUAUCCAGGAAGCCCACUGGCUGGUUCCCUUUUCACAAACUCCCUCCACGGACCAGGUAGUCCAAUGAACCAAAGUGAACGAAAUGUGCAUUUGUCUGGGAUGAGAAAUGUGGCUGGGGGUUUCAUGGGUGCUUGGCCUUCAGACACUGUUGGUAACUUGGAUGAGAAUUUUGCAUCUUCCUUGCUCGAUGAAUUCAAAAGUAAUAAAACGAAAUGUUUCGAACUUUCAGAAAUUGCUGGCCAUGUUGUUGAGUUCAGUGCUGACCAAUAUGGAAGCCGUUUUAUCCAACAGAAACUUGAGACAGCUUCGAUGGAAGAGAAAAACAUGGUUUUCCAUGAAAUCAUGCCACAAGCACUUUGUCUAAUGACUGAUGUCUUCGGUAAUUAUGUGAUUCAAAAGUUUUUUGAGCAUGGAACAGCAACACAAAUUAGAGAAUUGGCUGACCAGCUUACUGGUCAUGUGUUAAACCUAAGUCUCCAAAUGUAUGGCUGCCGAGUUAUCCAGAAGGCUAUAGAAGUUGUUGAUAUGGAUCAGCAGACUAAAAUGGUUACCGAGCUGGAUGGUCAUAUUAUGCGUUGUGUACGUGAUCAAAAUGGGAACCAUGUCAUCCAGAAGUGUAUUGAAUGUGUACCUGAAGAUGCCAUCCAUUUUAUUGUUUCAACGUUUUAUGACCAAGUUGUGACAUUGUCAACUCAUCCAUAUGGUUGCCGUGUUAUACAGAGAGUCUUGGAGUACUGCCAUGAUCCCAAAACACAGCAGAUUAUGAUGGAUGAGAUUUUGCGAUGUGUCUGUAUGUUAGCACAAGACCAAUAUGGGAAUUAUGUUGUACAGCAUGUGCUGGAGCAUGGCAAGCCUCAUGAACGAUCAGCUAUAAUAAAGGAAUUAACUGGGCAAAUAGUACAGAUGAGCCAGCAGAAGUUUGCCUCAAAUGUUAUAGAAAAGUGUCUAACUUUUGGAACACCUACAGAGCGUCAAGUCCUUGUGAAUGAGAUGCUUGGUUCAACUGAUGAAAAUGAGCCCCUACAGGCUAUGAUGAAGGAUCAGUUUGCAAACUACGUUGUACAGAAAGUGCUGGAAACCUGUGAUGACCAUCAACUUGAGCUAAUCCUUAAUCGAAUAAAGGUUCACCUGAAUGCCUUAAAGAAAUAUACCUAUGGGAAGCACAUUGUUGCGCGUGUGGAGAAAUUGGUAGCUGCCGGAGAGAGGAGGAUUAGUGUUCUGACUCUAAAUCCAGCACAGAUGGUAUAGGAAAUGAAGUUGUGUACAGCUAACUGAGGAUAAUACAAGCACCUACUCUUUUUUUCUUUUCAUAUCUGUAUUGAGAUAGACAGCGGCUGAUUGGAAGUAAUAAAUUGUUAGUUGUACUUGAAAAUGUACAUUUAUUAGUGUGAGGAUAUACCUAGAAUCAGGUUAGCUCAGGCUCAGAGGCUCGGUUGGUAAAUGAUGCCUGAAGCCCAUGCGGCAGAAAUAUGUUUUAUGAGCUAGUUUUAAUGUUGUAAAGGGAGGUGUUGACUGUAUAAAUUUUACUAGAUUAUCAGAGUUCUUGUAUUCGGGAUCCACACAUUUUG